Molecule: messenger RNA, 969 nt
Organism: Pseudovirgaria hyperparasitica
Lineage: Eukaryota; Fungi; Ascomycota; Dothideomycetes; Acrospermales; Acrospermaceae
Exons: 1
Coding region: 1-969 (322 amino acids)
Cellular component (GO): cytoplasm
Molecular function (GO): zinc ion binding
Source: RefSeq, a predicted model, not a curated record
AUGUCUUCAAAAUCUUCUGAACAUCAGAACCCUACGAGCUAUACCAGCAUGGCAGCAACCGUCGGGGACGUGGAAGCUAUUGGGAAACACUGCCAGGCAGCCUUCUGCAACCAGCUCGACUUCCUACCUUUCCGCUGCGAGAGUUGCAAAGGCACCUUCUGUCUCGAACACCGGACGGAAUCUGCUCACAAGUGUGACAAUGCAGGUGCAUGGGCGAAAAGAAGGCGUGAAGCUGAAUCGCGAUCGUCUGGAUACACACCAACACAGAAGCCUACUGUCCUCAACCACGAAAAGCAAUGCGCUACUCCAGUGUGCAAGACACUCAUCGAUACUCCUCUCACCCCUAGCAUCCACUGCCCAAACUGCAAUAGACACUACUGUCUGAAACACAGAAUGCGCGAAGACCACGACUGCUCAAAUCUCAAGCCCCUCGGCGCACGUCCGCCAAACAUGAUGCAGCAACAAAGGGAAAAAGGCCUCGCAGCGCUCGAUAAGUUAAGAUUAUGGGGAGCAAGCAAAAAAGAUUCGAUGGCUUCUACCGCACAGAAGUCUGGGUCCACUAUCGUAUCCAAAGCCUCCUCUGGCUCCGCACGGUCUGCUGCCGCUAGUGUUGCGGCCAUAAACCAGCUCAAGAGGACUGCCGUAGGCGAUGCAAGCAUAGCACAGGACAAACGUAUCUACCUAUACGUCGACGCUACGGCAAACACUGCGGAAAAGAAGACCGGAAAUUUCUUCUACAACAAAGAACGAACUGUUGGACACCUUCUUGACAAGGCGGCAAAGGACCUCAAAAUACCAAAUCUCAACAACAGCGGCAAAGAGGAAGAUAAGCUUAGUGUAUGCCUUGUCAUGCCGAAAGGCACCCGGGUGCUCAAAUUCUCCGAGAAGCUCUGCGAAAGCUGCCAGAACGGUGACACAAUACACCUUAUACGUGGGUUUCCGUCCGCUCCGAACCUGAUAGAAAUGUAG